Molecule: messenger RNA, 1881 nt
Organism: Malassezia vespertilionis
Lineage: Eukaryota; Fungi; Basidiomycota; Malasseziomycetes; Malasseziales; Malasseziaceae
Exons: 1
Coding region: 1-1881 (626 amino acids)
Source: RefSeq, a predicted model, not a curated record
AUGACAGACCGCAUGCGUACUAGUCAUGACGAUGGAACAGAAAACUCUGUGGCCCUACUCAGUGCAAGCAAGCCAGACUUAUUUGUGUCGGCCAGCGAGCGGAUACGCGCAGAUGCACGCGCGAAAGCCUGGGCCUUCAAGGAUAGGGACGCCGAGUUGUUUGCGUCACCCCCUCGAUUAAGGUCUAGCGCAGCCGACUCAGAUUCGGAUGAUUCUGUGCUGUUCUCAAAUGUAGAUGCAGCUUGGGAUGCAAAGGAUACGAGUGAACCGCUGCAGCACGACUUGGAAUGCUCUCCAAAGCGGGUUUCUCAUGAGUUGCUGCCAAAAGGUUUUUCUACGCACAGCGACGUGGAUACAAAGGAAGAUUUACCAUCCCCUUUGAAGCGCCCACGCAGAGCGGCCGCGCGCGAGCUUGCAUCGUACAAAGUUAAACUCAGCUUGACAAAACCUAAACAAGACCGAGCACUACAACGUACGCUCGGUACACCGCUGCCGCUAACGAAGCCACGAGAGAGGGUAGAGGCCAACAAAAUCAGGCUGCUUUUGCGCCAAAAGAAUGCUUCAGUGCGCAAGGGGCUUAAUACAGCGGCAUUGGAAGAAGCAGACGCGUGGGUGCGAGACAUGGAACAGGGGACGUUGGGUGCAUUGACAAAUUCCGCGCCUAAUUACGCUGCAGAUGGACGCAAAGCACUGCAGCUUGUCUCCAACACGCUUUCCAACACGCAAACGAGCAAGGAGGUUAUUCGGCUCUUGGAGCGCGAUGCCGUCCAUUUGGGCAAAGAGGUGCACGAGCCACUUGAUUGGAAUCCAUUCUGGCGUAAGAGUGGAAAUCAGGCCCAGGAAGUUAAAUUUUGUGAAGAGCACCCGAUGUAUGCGAUCGAGAAAUUUGCAGCGCACGACCCAGCUUUGCUCACAAAAGUGUUUUCCAUGCAUGGCUACACGACAUACGAAGCGCCCUUUGCUCACCCGCUCGCCCUGUGGCUUCUGCAGCGUAUCUGCGGCGAUAAUCCCGCAAAAAGAAACAGCGCACAGUGUAUGCUUUUGCAAAUGACGUUAAGCCAACGAUUUACUGCAUUUUCCAGUCUAGAAGCUGCCUUGCGUACCUAUCUACUGUCCAUUGGCGCAUCCCCGACGCUGCAAACAACACCGCACAUACCCAAAGACUUGUUUGUACUGCCAAGCACGUGUGCAAUGCAACGGCUAUGGGAUGCGCUCAUAGGGAUUCCCUGGCCUGCUGCACAAGCAGACUCCGUAUUUCCACUGCUCGUCUCUUUUUCCGCGUACACUCCUCUACAACAGACUGUGGAGCGAGAGCAAGCGCUGGAGCGCUUGUUGCACCUUGCAAACGACACGGCUCGCAUUUACGCACAGCUUGUCCAAGCAGCCCUGCCCAUGCACCCUGUAUACCAAGUAGCGAUGGCUGCGAGCGUGCCAGGCGCAUCUUUUGAAGCGCAAAAACUGCGCGCAUGCUUGGCGUAUCAAAUUCUGACAAAACGCACCGGGCAGAUGGACUUGGACGCGCUCCUAGCACUCUUUCAGGGCAAGGAUCCACUCUUUCCUAUACACUGCGCUGAUAAAGAUGCGUGCGAUUUCCGUAUUUUGGAUGCGCACGUACAGCUAAUGGCCUACGCGUUGGACAUUCAUGUUUGGUUCGCACGUGCCGAACCUCGAGUGCUGCUACGCAAAUUUGCGUUGCUGAGCAGCCUCCUCGUACGGUUAAAUGGAGAUAUAAAAGACCAUCGCGGCUCAUUUACGGAGCGUAGCUCUGUCAAAGAUCGCCUGCAACGCUUGCAGCUGCGAGUCCGGUAUCAAAUCCAGGGCCGCUUAACGCGGUCACCCCGUGAAUCAGCGCUAUGGACCGAGCUUUUAAACGGUAUUUGA